This is a messenger RNA of Hibiscus syriacus, 517 nucleotides long. RefSeq names its product auxin-induced protein 15A-like. Gene Ontology annotation, biological process: response to auxin. The coding region runs from base 112 to 351 and encodes 79 amino acids. The transcript has a single exon. Lineage: Eukaryota; Viridiplantae; Streptophyta; Magnoliopsida; Malvales; Malvaceae. The record is from RefSeq and is a predicted model, not a curated record.
GUUGGCAACACCUACCUUCACAUUCUCAAGUACUUGAGAUCCUUACCUUUUCUUUCCGAGUUCUCUGAGAUCUUCCCCAUCUUCCCGUUUAUUCAUCCAUCGAAAACAACAAUGGCUAUCCGCCUGCCUCGUAUCGUGACCUCCAAGAAAGUUCCCAAGGGUUACUUUGCAGUUUAUGUCGGUGAGAACCAGAAGAGAUUUGUGAUACCAGUGGCGUUCUUGAACCAGCCUUCAUUUCAAGAUUUGCUAGGCAUGUCAGAAGAAGAGUUCGGAUAUACUCAUCCUACCGGCGGUCUCAGAAUUCCUUGCAACGAAGACAUCUUUCUCGAUGUUACCUCUCGCUUGAAUUGAUUGGGAGAUAAUUAGUCCAAACCAUCACACAAAAUUUUGUAAAGCAAACAUCUAAUACUAUGUAAACACUUUUUCCCAUCCUUUUUUCCUUGGGGAGAGGGAGAAGAUACAUACAAUCUCCCUAAGAGGAAAAUCAAAGAUGGUGGUUACUGUAAAUUCUAUUAAC